Triticum turgidum subsp. durum (durum wheat) is the source of this 687-nucleotide messenger RNA. Lineage: Eukaryota; Viridiplantae; Streptophyta; Magnoliopsida; Poales; Poaceae. The record is from the annotation of a GenBank genome assembly.
AUGGCAUCUUCUUCUUCUUCUCCAUCGUCCACGGCGAUCCAGAUAACUCCACCAAUCAAGAACGAUGAUAGUGAGAUAGUAGUUACAGGCACGGCAGUGCCAACUCCUACCAUGAACAAGGUCAUGUCGAGUGUCGCGAACCUUGCGCAGCUCCUGCCGACGGGCACGAUGCUCACAUACCAGGCAUUGUCCCCGUCCUUCACCAACCACGGCAAGUGCGAGACCUCCAACCGGUGGCUCACCAUGGUGCUGGUUGCCGCCCUCGCCUCCGCGUGCCUCUUCUUCUCCUUCACAGACAGCAUAGUCAGUCACCGUGACGGAAAGCAAUAUUACGGCUUCGCCACACCACGCGGCUUCAAAGUGUUCAACUUCUCCAACGAGGAGGAGAGGCAGGAGUGGAACGAUAUUUACAAGUUUCAGAGGCUACGCCUCGGGCCACUGGACUUUGUGCAUGCCUUCUUUACGGCCGUGGUUUUCCUCACGGUGGCGUUUAGCGACGUCGGACUGCAGACCUGCUUCUUCCCGGACGCCGGCGGGAACACCCAAGAGUUGCUCAAGAACUUGCCGCUGGGAAUGGCGUUUCUAUCCAGCUUUGUGUUUAUCAUCUUCCCCACUAAAAGGAAGGGCAUCGGAUUCAACGACACUACUCCUCCCCAGAAGGUUGUCCAUCCCAUGAAUAAAGUUUGA